AUGGACCGUAACUUCAACGUCGGUGAUGCCGGAGUGAUCAAAGCCAAAACCAGAACGUCUUCUAUGCAAGAAGGUCUUCGACUGCCACACGAAUAUUGUCGCACAACACAUGGCGGGAUGGCUUCCGCCGGCCAAGUCUUGUUGCCACACCAACUCUGUAAAUCAACCGGCAUCAGCAGGUUUUCCGAAGGUGGCCAUGCAAUCAACCGCCCAGUUAGUCAAAAGAAAGACAAAAACCUCAUGUUGCCUCAUGAAUUUUUUGGCGGCAAUGGGAGUCGUAUUGCCGGAGAAGAAAUCCUGUUGCCUCAUCAACCGUGCGAAUCAGUCGGCAGCAGCUGGUUUUCCGAUGAUGAAAUCAAGCGUAAAAUUAGUGCUAAGAUAGACAACACCGUCGUUUUGCCUCAUGAAGCCGUUGGCCGCCAUAGGAGUAGGAUUGCCGGUGAAGAAGUCAUGUUGCCGCAUCAACUGUGGGAAUCAAUGGGCGGCGGCAGGUUUUCCGAUGGUGCAAGUAAACACGAUAAUACUCCAAAGAAAGACAAAACCAUCACAGAAGAAUUCGGUGACAGGUGUCAAUCAAGAUGCAGCGGAGGUGAGAAGAUCUUGUUACCCCAUGAAUUACUCAGGAACAAAACCGAUGUUUGA
Lactuca virosa is the source of this 642-nucleotide messenger RNA. NCBI's taxonomy places the organism in Eukaryota, Viridiplantae, Streptophyta, Magnoliopsida, Asterales, Asteraceae. The record is from the annotation of a GenBank genome assembly.